Molecule: messenger RNA, 870 nt
Organism: Eremomyces bilateralis CBS 781.70
Lineage: Eukaryota; Fungi; Ascomycota; Dothideomycetes; Eremomycetales; Eremomycetaceae
Exons: 1
Source: RefSeq, a predicted model, not a curated record
CGGUCGUUUAGCUCAUCUCCUCGAGCGCGAUCAAUUGCUCCUGAAUCGCCGAGAUUCAUCGAUAUCCCUCAACCUCCCCAGCGGGAUGUAGUGAAAAGGCCCAUAGUGAAGGGUGUCCUGCCCGUGCCCCGUCAGGUGUUUCGAAGCAACACUGGAAACAACAUGAUCGAUCCUAAGACGCUAUCACUCAGCACAAUGGAACCUUCGAAUCCCGAGCAGGAGUUGGACACCGAUACAACGACCCUAUCCAGAAGAUCGUACAAGGCAAGGGCAGCACAAACGAGAAGGCAAAAUCUACGACAGGGUGUAAUGGAUCUAUAUACUCGGCAAGAGACGCAAAGAACGCGUUCGGAGCGAAAACAGGCUGCCAUCUUCAAAGCACACAAUGCAGCUCGAGUUGCCCCCGAGCGUGACGACGAGCGAUUUACCCGGACCACGGUCCCCCAAGCCGUUUUGGACCUUCUAACGAAGCAGCCUACCUCCGGACGGAAAUCGGAUCCCGAAGCCAUGGAACGGAGUCGAAUGAAUUAUCAGCGUGACCUCCAGAAGAAAUCCGAGCGUCGGCGGGAAGCCCUUCAGUCUCUCUACGUCCAUGCCAGGAAUUUCAUCGUCAACGAAGCCCAGCUUGACGAAGCCAUUGAGAAGACGUUCGGCACCGAAGAGAAACCUAUCCGAUGGUCUACAGGAUCCUGGUCCAAGUUCGAGACUACAAGCAUCUGGGCGAUGGGCACGCCAGACACGACGAAUGAUAUGCUUGCGAGGUUGAACCGAGAGGGAGACAGCAAAACCACACAGAGGAUCAGGGACAGGCCAAUGGGUACCUCAUCGGAACGAUUGAAGAAGAUUGCCGAGGUUUUGACCGGAGGAAAG